Molecule: messenger RNA, 231 nt
Organism: Prunus armeniaca (apricot)
Lineage: Eukaryota; Viridiplantae; Streptophyta; Magnoliopsida; Rosales; Rosaceae
Source: the annotation of a GenBank genome assembly
AUGGGUCUGCAAGUCAUUUGGAGUUUAGUGUUGGCAUUGCUAGAUGCAUAUUCCUUGGUGAAAAAGAAGGUCCUCCACAACCUUGUAUUGUUUACAGCAACAUUGUCUCUUGCAGCAGCUUCUACCUCAUUUGGCAUAAUUGUGUUGUACUUUAGUGACUUGAGCCACUGCAAUUUUGGAGAGGAAUGCCAAAAAUACCAUAUGGCAGUUGCAUUGGUGUACCUGAGCUAG